UUGCACAAAGAGUCGUGUUUUUUGAUUGGUUACCUUGCUGGACAUUUAAUUUUAAACUAUUCGAAAUUAGGUUUCAAAACACAAGUUCGACUUCUGACUCUGUUCCUUUGCAAAAUAUGUCUACCCAAAACAUAGAUCCAGCUGCCAGCGGAGCAAGGAACAAAGAUAUGUCAGAUAAAGGGAAUAAGCCAAAAGACACGCAUUCUGUUAGUAAAAGAUUGCAGCAAGAGCUGAUGUCGCUUAUGAUGUCUGGUGAGACUGGAGUAUCUGCCUUUCCUGAUGGUGAUAAUCUGUUCAAAUGGGUUGGAACUCUACAGGGAGCAGAGGGGACUGUGUAUGAAGGUCUGAAGUACAAGUUAACACUGGACUUUCCAAGCUCCUACCCCUACACUGCUCCAGUGGUGAAGUUUGACACACCCAUCUUUCAUCCCAAUGUGGACACCAACGGCAACAUUUGUCUGGAUAUCUUGAAGGAGGAGUGGUCAGCUCUCUACACCGUGAAGACAAUAUUGAUUUCAAUUCGCAGUUUGCUCGGAGAGCCAAAUAACAAUAGUCCACUGAACACACAUGCUGCUGAACUGUGGGAAAACCAAGUGGCAUACAAAAAGCUUCUCCUUGAAAAAUACAAGAAGGACGUAACAGACAAAGAGUCAUCUUGAGUUAAAGACUAUUUAUUUGUCACAGGAGGACAACAUAACUGCAAGGAUAGUAAUAUACAACAAAUGUAUUUUUAUACACAAUAUAGUGUCUUGGACAUUUUUCUUUUCUUUAUGAAGCCCUUAGGUGUGCUACUUUUGCCAAAGGAACAAUGAUAUGAUAUGGAAAUGAAAGUGCAAUUGAUGUCAUAAAAGGGGGAUGAUAAACACUUUUAAGUUAAAAUAGUUAAAACUAUGUUCAUAAGUGGCAGAAGUUCAACUUGGUAAAAUGGCAGGGGGGUAAAUUAUUUGUUUGAAAAUGAAAAUGAAUUAACAUAAUAACUAAUUGAUAAAAAAAAAAGAGACAGCCUUCGGUGAACAAAGUUUAGUAGAGAGCAGGGUAAAACUGGUGUUGACACUACAGUAAUAUACACCCAGAAUACUAAAUAUUUAUUGUGUAGAUUUUGUGUGCAUUAAUAAUAUAAAGAUGUGCUCAAACAAGUGUUCUAUCAAAAAGGAAGAGGGGGGGGG
Lingula anatina is the source of this 1166-nucleotide messenger RNA. Its product is annotated as ubiquitin-conjugating enzyme E2 C. NCBI's taxonomy places the organism in Eukaryota, Metazoa, Brachiopoda, Lingulata, Lingulida, Lingulidae. The record is from RefSeq and is a predicted model, not a curated record.